GAAUCGAUAUUGUUGUUUGAUCAGUUUAUUAAAGCACAAAUACCGAUUAAAUCUUUUGGAUUGACAUCACAGGAAUAUGCCAGCGGGUCCAGUAAAUUAAAGGUGGCUGUUUACGCUCUGCACCACACCCAUCCCCACCUCCUCCACCUCUCCCCUGUAACAUUAUUCCUUCUAUUUCUUUGCUGCUGCAUGGGUUUAUUUUCAUUCCCGUUAAAUUCACUUUUGACGUUCGCCUCAGCCACCCCCAUGUGAUACCGAGUGAAGGCAUUUCUCAGGAAUUCCUCAUUAAUUACAGACUGACUUCACGUUCCAUCAAAAGGUACAGCAUAUAGUAAUACAAUGGGAUAUGACAUUGAUCGAUUUGUAGGCUAUGUAAAUGAAGGAUUGCUGUGUUGCAUCUGUCGAGAUGUGUUGGAGAAUCCUUUACAGGCUCCGUGUGAACAUGCCUUCUGUACUACUUGCAUUCAUGGCUGGCUCGUGCAGAAUCAUAAUUGCCCUGAAGAUCGUCAGGCUUUGGAUGUAUCCAUGCUUCGACCAUUGUUUAGGUAUAUGCGAAAUGAUUUGAAUCGCCUACAGAUUUGGUGCAAAAAUAGGCAGCAUGGUUGUGAAACAAUCUGUUCUUUAGAAGCUGUUGACAGGCACGAAAGAGAAUGUGAAUACAGCCAAAUUCCUUGCUUAAAUGCUGGCUGUACUGUUCAGGUAGAGCGACGCAAUCUGGAUUCUCACUUGGCAGUAUGUGAAUAUCGAAGUCGUGAAUGCCCAAAUGGAUGUGGUUAUGCUAUUCUUAGUGCAGAUGAUGCUCAACACAACUGUAUAGCAGAGUUGAGGACUGAAUUAGAAUUGCUCAGGUCUGAAAUGAUUUGUAAAAUUGAAGAAGUAAGGCAUGAAAUGGAGUCCCGUUUAGAUUCCCAAAGAAGGCAUAUGGUCCAGAAAGAAAGUGUGCUGCAAAAUGAAAUUGAGGAACUUAAAAGUCAGAUGUCACGUGUGAUGUCAGAUAUGCGGACACUCGUUGCAGAAGAAAGACAACAUCGUCAGGAACUCGAACAAGCAGAACUUGAAAAAAGAGAACUGAUGGAAUUGUUGAAAAGCCUGCAUAAAGAAAAUAAGCUUACCACUGGAGAGGGAAGUGGCAAAAGAAACACUGGUGGCAGACCUCUGAACCGACUAGAAAGCAUGAAAAGAAAACCUAAAGAAGUCACUAUUAUCUAGGAGAUGAACCUUAAACGAUUUAAGUCAUUUGCUGAACUUCUCAGAAGAUUUGAUUUCAAGUAUUGCUGUCGGAUUUCUCCAAAACGUAUGAAAU
This is a messenger RNA of Chiloscyllium plagiosum (whitespotted bambooshark), 1303 nucleotides long. Lineage: Eukaryota; Metazoa; Chordata; Chondrichthyes; Orectolobiformes; Hemiscylliidae. The record is from RefSeq and is a predicted model, not a curated record.